This is a messenger RNA of Archocentrus centrarchus (flier cichlid), 4073 nucleotides long. RefSeq names its product peptidase domain containing associated with muscle regeneration 1b (gene pamr1b). Bases 184 to 3687 code for a protein of 1167 amino acids. Gene Ontology annotation, molecular function: serine-type endopeptidase activity. The transcript is spliced from 14 exons. NCBI's taxonomy places the organism in Eukaryota, Metazoa, Chordata, Actinopteri, Cichliformes, Cichlidae. The record is from RefSeq and is a predicted model, not a curated record. Gene Ontology annotation, biological process: proteolysis.
GUGGAACUCCUUGCUAGGCUGGGCUGAAACCUGAAGCCUUAAGAGAAGUGAGAGAGGGAAACGGAGGGAGAAGGAAAGGAAGAGAGAAAGAGAGAGAGAAAUGGAGGGAGGGAGAGGAAUGAGGGGCCGAGAGAAGGUGAUGUCAGCUGAGUUCAGAAAGUAAACAGAGUUCCAGACUGCAGCAUGCUUUCUGAGGGACGGAGACUGCAGCUGGGGAAAACCCAUGGGGUUAUCCGAACAAUCCCCUGGUUCACCACCUUUAUCUCUGGGAAGGGGCACUGGCUCCUCUUCAUCUGGGUCUUCAUUUUCAUCUCCUUGCCCCAAGGGACAGCCUGGCCCUACGAUUACAGGCACUUGUACAACCACUGUCCCGGUUCAGAGUGGAAUGUUAUGUGCAGAGGAUGCUGCGAGUACGACGUGAUCCGCUGUAAGUGCCCCCUCCAAGGGGCUCCAGUGGGCUAUGCAGUGCCCUGCUGUAGGAAUGCCAUCAAUGAGUGUGACCCCUGCAUAAUCCACCCAGGUUGCAGCAUAUUUGAAAACUGUAAGCGUUGCAACAAUGGGACAUGGGGCCCAAGGGAUGAUUUCUUCAUUAGUGGCCAAUACUGCACAGAGUGUCGACCUGGCUGGUCUGGUGGAGACUGCCUGAAGUGUGGGGGGGUGAUCCAUAAACGGCAGGGCCACUUGGUGCUGGAGAGCUACCCCAACAAUGCUAGGUGUGAGUGGACCAUACAGGUGGACCGGCCAUUUACUAUUGAACUCAGGUUUAUGAUGCUGAGUCUGGAGUUUCAUCAUUCCUGUCGUUACGACUAUUUGGAAGUCCGAGAUGGCGACAGCAUCAACUCGCGUGUUAUCGGUAGAUACUGUGGGAAUAACAGACCUGCUCCAGUUCACAGCUCCGGCAACAGUUUGCAUGUUCUCUUUGUGUCUGAUGGUUACAAGAAUUUUGAUGGAUUCUUUGCCACUUUCCAAGAGAACUCAGCUUGCAGCUCUUCCCCUUGUCUGCAUGAUGGGACUUGUAUCCUAGACAGUUCUUACUCUUACCACUGUGCCUGUCUGGCUGGCUACACAGGCAAGAGGUGUGAAAAUGUGGUGGGUUGCCGCAGGCCUCCGGUGCCCACCCAUGGCUCUACAGAGGGUCUGUUUCAUCAUUCUGGUGCCCGCAUCACUUUCCGUUGUGACCCUGGGUUUGAGCUGAAGGGGUUUCGUACGGCCAUCUGCUUGAGUGACGGAACAUGGAGUGUGCCUGCUCCAGAUUGUGUUCCAGUGGAAAGAGUUUGUUCUCUGCCACCCAGGCCUGCCAAUGGGGACCACUUCUUGGUUUAUGGACCCAAUGAUGUUCUCAUUGCUCUACAGUACUUGUGCCACAAGCCCUAUGAACUCAGUGGAGGUUCUCAGAGAACCUGCCUCCCUAAUAACACCUGGAGCGGGACUCCUCCUGUUUGCAUUAAAGUGAAUAACACUCUCACUGAAGCAGAAAAGGACAAAGUAAAAGAGAUAGAAAAGGUCACAGAACUAGAUAUAUACAGCAACAAAGAUAUCAGUAAAACUAAAGAGAAAGAAGAAGAGAGCACACCUCAAGAAAAAGAAAGUGUUCCCGGAAAAGAUAUAAACACCGGACAGGAGAACACAACAGUGGUCGACAGGGAAGAUAAAUAUACCGGGACCAUUCCAGAGAAAACUGUGUCUGAGGGUGGGAAUGAAGGAGAGCUAGAUGAGAGAAAUGCUGGCCCAGAGAAGCCUUCUGGAGGUGGUGAUGAUAAAGCGACUAGCAACGGCCAAGAUAACAGCCUGUACACAUUUGAAAAGACAGACCCAAAACAACCUGAGAAAAAAGAAGACAGUUCAGACACAAACUUUGACAAAGGACAGACAGAUGUCACAGAAAUAAUCGUGAUAAAAGACAAAGGACAGGAAGAGAGUGAAAGAAAAGAGAAACAGGUGAAUGGGAAAAGAGAUCCGGACAAAGUGGGCCCUAAUGACACCAAGCUGAGGACGGUCAUAUCUGAGGGUGAAAACACAGUAGAGAUAUUUGAACUGGAAAUGACAAAGAACAACACUGUUACACAUGAUACCAAGAGCACCGAUAAAGAAAAUAAUACCAUAGGGUCUCUACUGCCAGGGAAGAAAAUAAUUUCCCCUCAAGUCAACAUUACCUUGUACAGAGUAGAAAGUGGGAAACCAAAGGAAACUAAAAAGGAUGAGAAGGAUUCAACAGAGAAAACAGAGGAGGAGAAAGAGAAAGAAAAGGACAGAGAAAUCAACCAAAGCUUCACUGAAAAAAGCUGCCCACCUCUGCCUCGCCUCUACCAUGGCUACCACCAGGUGGUGCCAGGCUUGGAGCCUGAAACAGUGGAGUUCCUGUGUAACCACUCUUAUGCUCUCAGUGGUGAUGCCCGACGUACAUGCCAGCCAGAUGGCACAUGGAGUGGCAAACAGCCCGUCUGUAUGAGAGCAUGUCGAGAACCCAGAGUGUCAGAGCUGGUGAAACAAAAAGUUCUGCCCCCUCAGGUGCCAUCCAGAAAGACACCUGUGCACAAGCUCUACUCCUCUGACCUGGGUCAGGAGUCCCAGUCACACAGCCCCACUAAAGCCCCCCUAGUGCUUUCCCAGUUGCCCCAGGGAUUCCACCAUCUUUACACACGUAUAGAAUAUGAGUGUGCAUCUCUGUUCUACCACCACUUCGGCAGUUCCCGUCGGACCUGCUUGAAGACAGGGAAAUGGAGCGGGCGACAUGUCUCCUGUUCACCAGUGUGUGGGAAGCAUCCGACCUUUGACCCAGAGAGGCCAGAAGAGGCUCACUGGCCUUGGCUGGCUGCCAUCUACCGCCCCUCCACCAAGGGUACAGGGACCAAGGUGACAAAGGCAGACAGCCAGGCAGGGUCCCUGAAGGAUGGUGGAGCAGGAACUGGCAAGCACAAUCAGGCUUUUGACUGGCAGCUGGUCUGCAGUGCAGCUCUGGUUAACCAAAGGAGUCUGGUGGUAGCAGCUCACUGUGUGACAGACCUGGGCAAGGUUUUUCCUGUGGAUACAACCACAAUAAAGGUGGUGGUGGGGAAGCACUAUCGUGAUGAUCACAGAGAAAGCAAAGGUCUUCAACACCUGCGGGUGGCCUCUAUUGCUAUUCAUCCAAACUAUGACCCCAAUACUCUUGACUCUGACAUUGCUGUGAUCAAAUUACUGGACAAAGCAAGGAUUGGAGAAAAAGUCCUGCCUCUCUGCCUGUCCGAAAACCAGGAUGAAGAGGUGACCUCUGCUCAAGGGCUUGUGACAGGCUGGUCUCCACUGCCUGAGUCAAGUUUAGGCCCUGAUGAGAAAGCAAGGGUUGGGCUUGUUCACCUUGCUGAUGUAGUCCCAUGUGAGCAGCAGUAUGCUCGUAAUGGGGUGCCAGUCAGUGUUACAGACAAUAUGCUUUGUGCCAGCCAGAAGCCUGACUAUGGACCAUCUAACAUAUGUCCCUCUGACACUGGAGGAAUUCUUGUCCUGCCUGCCCCCUCUGAGAAUCAAGCCAAUGAUAAUCAGAAGCCACCUUUUGGUUCUGCACAGGUGAAAGGUGAGAGCAAAGGGUUGUGGAGACUUCUGGGACUGGUGAGCUUUGGCUAUGACCAAGGGGAGUGUGAUCCUGACCUCUACACAGUCUACACACAUGUAGCCAACUUUAAAGACUGGAUCGAGAGCAAUAUGAAAUAAACAUCUCACAGUCCUCUUCCUUAUUUAGUCUGUAUUGUAGUGCAUUCAUUCUGCCUAAUCUUUUUUUAUGCACAAGGGCAUUUUCCUACUUAAAUACAGAAGCAACACUGGAUAACACAGUGCUCUAACUGAAGGGGGUGCUAACACAUUAGAUGUGCUGAUGCAUCACCCUUUAAUCUGAAGACUUCAGUGUUCAGGUCCCUCAGCCUGAGGUUACACACUUGAAAAUGACAAGAAAACCAUUCAGCUGAGUAUCUGACUGUUAAUGGUUUGGACUGUUCCCAUUGUUAUGUAUAUAUGUUGUAAUAUUCUGAAUUAUUAUAUCAAUUCACAUGACUAUAGAGAUGUACAUACUUUAUUGAAAGAGAAAAAUCAUGAAAUUUUUA